Messenger RNA from Mya arenaria, 1417 nucleotides. RefSeq names its product hydrocephalus-inducing protein homolog. Bases 104 to 1285 code for a protein of 393 amino acids. Gene Ontology annotation, cellular component: axoneme. The record is from RefSeq and is a predicted model, not a curated record. The transcript has 9 exons. NCBI's taxonomy places the organism in Eukaryota, Metazoa, Mollusca, Bivalvia, Myida, Myidae. Gene Ontology annotation, biological process: cilium movement; axonemal central apparatus assembly.
AUGGAAACAGAGCCAAGAUGGCUACUACAAACAAUCCUCGAGCGUAGUUUUGGCAAUUAAACUACAUUAGUUGAUCGAAGAACAGAAAUAUUGUAUCAGCAACAUGCCACUAGGGCCGUUUGGAGAGGUGGUGGGCACGACAGGCACACUUGAUGCCCUCGGCAUUGACACCACGGCAUACAAAAGCAAGGUUAUAGCUCCGCGCAAUCCAAAACUCCUUAAACUUGGGGAAGAUGAAGGCUUUAAGAUGACCCCGAGCAAGUACAUGUUUGACAUGGAGAUGAGCACGGAGCAGAAGCUGGCCAAUACCCACACAAUGAAGAUUCCCCGUAAGAUAGAACUGCUGGACAUGGCGGACACAAGUUUACAGAAGUUUUCCCAGGUGAACGUAGAUGAGCCCAUGUUCCAGCCGUUCCCAUCAGAUAUUUUCUUCCAGAAGUUUGAGCCAUAUGAGACAUAUGAGGUGCCACUGGUUCUACGGAACAAUGAUAAGGUACCAAGGUUGGUGAAGGUGACACAGGCAGACAGCCCAUACUUCAAGAUUAUUUCCCCACACGACGUGGGCAACAAGGUUGGACCAGGGCUCCCAACAACAUUCCGCUUACAGUUCACACCGGAUGAAGUGAAGGACUACACACAUGAGCUGGUGUGCAUUACAGAGCGGGAAAAAUUCAUUGUCCCAGUCCGGGCCAUUGGAGCAAGAGCUGUGCUCGACUUCCCGGAUGAAAUAAACUUUCCAAUUGGACCCGUCAAAUACACAAACACAAAGACAUUGCUAAUCAGAAAUAUUGGAAACAAAGAAGCAAAAUUUACUCUCAGCUGUGAAAAACCAUUCAAAGUGAGUCCAGAGAUUGGGACCCAGGCUGUCGGAGAGAGCCUGCAGGUUAGUGUGGAGUUUACGCCAGAUGCCGUAGGGGACCACUGCCGUGACCUACUCCUGCACUAUGACACUGGCGAGGAUGUGUAUAUCCGGCUGUAUGGAGCGGCCCAGGAUGCCAAUGUGCGACUUGACAAAAACUCCAUCCGCAUAGAAAACACAUUUAUCUCCAUGGCAAACCAACGCACAGUGACCAUCAGCAACCGGACAAAUGUGCUGGCUCACUUUCGCUGGACGCAGUAUGCCACCAGGGAGGAAGAGGACCAACAGAAACUCAAGGUGAGGUCUUCAUUGGAGGAGAGGAAAGGACGGACUCAGACCGCUUUCUGGAAGAGUGCAUUCAGGACCCGACACUCCGAGACAAACUCUCCAUCCUCUCGCGCACAUUCCAGAACAGGAAACAGCUGAUCCAGAAUGAUGAGAUGCUUUUUAAUGACGAUGUUGUGAAGAUAGAACCGUGUGAGGGAGAUAUCUGGCCAAACUCUAGCGUUGAUGUGAAUGUGAUCUUCAAGCCCCGUGAAGCUAAGAGCUAUACGCGAA